CGGAGCCAUGGGGCGGCGGCGGGCGCUGGUCAGCGCGCUCAGCCUGUGCCUCAGCCUGUGCGCCCUGGGGCUGCUGCUCACCGCCCUCCUCUCCGACCACUGGUACGAGACCGACCCCCGGCGGCACCGCGCCGGCUGCGAGCGCCGCGCCCGCCCCCCGCGCCCCGGCCAGCGCCCCCGCCUGCUGCCCCUGCCGCCCCUGCCCCUGCGCCGCCGCCUGCCCCGCCGCGCCGGGCCGCCCCCCGCCGGCCCGGAGCCCGCUCGCUGGCCCGCGCUGCCGGGGCUGGGCGUGCUGCAGUCCGGCUGCGCCCGCCCGCUCUUCGCCACCUACGCCGGCCUGUGGAGGAAAUGCUACUACCUGGGCAUCGACCCGGACCUGGACAGCCUGGUGGAGAGAGGUAUUGUUCAGAGAUGCACAGCUAUCAAAUACCACUUCUCCCAGCCAAUGCGCUUACGAAAUAUUCCAUUCAACUUAACCAAGACCAUCCAGCAAGAUGAGUGGCAUCUGCUUCAUUUAAGAAGAAUCACGGCUGGUUUUCUGGGCAUGGCAGUUGCUGUUCUUGUCUGUGGAUGCAUCGUAGCGGCAGUCAGUUUCUUUUGGGAGGAAAGCCUCACACAGCACGUGGCAGGCCUUCUAUUCCUUAUGACAGGAAUAUUUUGCACUAUUUCUCUGUGCACUUAUGCAGCAAGUAUAUCAUAUGAUCUAAACCGCCUACCAACAUUCAUAUAUAGUCUUCCUGAUGAUGUGGAACAUGGAUACAGCUGGUCUAUAUUUUGUGCUUGGUGCAGUUUAGGAUUUAUAGUAGCAGCAGGAUGUCUUUGUGCUGCUUAUCCGUUUGUUAGCAGGACCAAGAUUAUUCAUCUAAAGUCUACCAGAAACUCUUCUGUAUGAUUGCUUCUCAGAAGAUGAAAUUCUCUACCCUUGUUCAGGGACAGGCGAACAAUAUUGUGCAAGGACUUACCACAAAAAAAGUGAAAGGAAAGUUACAUUCAGGGUUCCAUGCACAAAUACCUGAUCCUUCAAAAUCUACCAGUCAGGAAACAAGAGGCAUUCUGUUCUGCUUUCUAGCUGACUGAAAUCAAAGAAAGGAAACACCUUCCCAAGGACAAGAGUAGUAGGGGUAUCAACUGCUUCAGUCAAAAUACUGACAAGUUUCAGAGUAACAGCCGUGUUAGUCUGUAUCCGCAAAAAGAAGAACAGGAGUACUUGUGGCACCUUAGAGACUAACAAAUUUAUUAGAGCAUAAG
Messenger RNA from Malaclemys terrapin pileata, 1248 nucleotides. RefSeq names its product transmembrane protein 178A (gene TMEM178A). Lineage: Eukaryota; Metazoa; Chordata; Testudines; Emydidae. Gene Ontology annotation, biological process: negative regulation of osteoclast differentiation; regulation of cytosolic calcium ion concentration. The record is from RefSeq and is a predicted model, not a curated record. Gene Ontology annotation, cellular component: endoplasmic reticulum membrane. The transcript has 4 exons. Bases 8 to 892 code for a protein of 294 amino acids.